Paramecium pentaurelia is the source of this 516-nucleotide messenger RNA. Lineage: Eukaryota; Ciliophora; Oligohymenophorea; Peniculida; Parameciidae. The record is from the annotation of a GenBank genome assembly.
AUGAUGUAGGAGAAUAGUAAUUUAAUGCCUGUUGAUGAAAUCUGGAAAUAAUUGAGUAAAGUAACGACAACUGUAAAUAGGAAUGUGAAAAGAAUGUCUAAAUUAUUAGAUCAACUUAUUACUCAUACACUUUCUAAUGAUGGUGAUUAUUUAUAAAUACCUUAAAGGAAGGUAGAUAAUCAUAUUAAAGAAAGAGAGAAAUAUGCAAAAGAUUAUAAAUAAUGUGUACUUCGUGAAUUGAAUAUAAAAUUGAAUUGGAUUAUAACAAGUUAGAAAAACAUUUGUAAUAAAUGUUAAAUGAUUUGUAAAACUAGAAAAGGUUACUUACUUCAUUUUUUAUAAAAACAUUGUGAGUACAAAUUCUAUUUUUGUAUAAAAUGUUAUGAUAAAUUUAAUAAUUUUAAUAAAUUUAAAUAGCAUUUAUGCAAUAAUCAUGAUGAAAUAAUGAUAUUUUAAGUGACAGAAUAAAUAUAAUAAUUAAUAGAUCAUGGAGCAAGAGAAAUAUCUAAAGAGUGA